This is a messenger RNA of Sinocyclocheilus grahami, 1474 nucleotides long. Its product is annotated as secretory carrier-associated membrane protein 3-like. Gene Ontology annotation, cellular component: recycling endosome membrane; trans-Golgi network membrane. The record is from RefSeq and is a predicted model, not a curated record. Gene Ontology annotation, biological process: protein transport. NCBI's taxonomy places the organism in Eukaryota, Metazoa, Chordata, Actinopteri, Cypriniformes, Cyprinidae. Bases 97 to 396 code for a protein of 99 amino acids. The transcript is spliced from 3 exons.
CAUUGUGCACUUCCGUUUCUCAACAGGAGUGACAGUUCCUUCAACUUCUUUGCAUUUUUCUUUGUCUUCUUCGCCCAACUGGUGCUUUAUGUUAUCAUGACUAUCGGUAUCCCUGGCUGGGGCUUCAGUGGGUGGAUCGUGAGUUUAGCUGCUCUUAGCAAGAACAAAGCAGUGGGUGCGAUCAUGAUGAUCAAUGCUGUGCUCUUCACCGCUCAGGCGGCCAUGGGAGUGGUGUUGCUCAAGAGGGUUCAUUCUAUGUACAGGCAGACUGAAGCGAGCUUUAAGAAGGCCCAGGCUGAGUUUGCUACAGGUGUGCUUUCCAAUCAGGUGGUGCGCCAGGCAGCCACCAAUGCCACUGUUUCUGCCGCACAAGGUGCCUUCACUGCACCCCGGUAGAGAGACCUGAAUGAAAGAGAAGAAAAAUGUUGAAGAAAUUGAUUGCUUACACAGCCUUGAGACAAAGUGACUUAUUCUAGCCGAGUUACUUAUACAGAGACUUAUACACUGGCCGAGUUGGAAACCAACGCACUUACCCUAGACUCCUCUAGCAUGCAUGUCAAGAUACACAAACCCAUAUUGAUAAUAAAACAUUGGAUUUCUUUUUGUAUUUGUUGGUCUUGCUGAGCAUUAGGCCAUUAGUUCAGACAUGCAAAAAGGAUCUAGGUGUUGGUUGAUUUCAAAUUAUGGCUUAUAUGAAUGCUGUCUAUGAGGAUCUACGAUCAACUAAACUUUGUUUAUCAUGCUAGAAAAAGUCAAUGUAAUAAUUUGUUAAGACCAUAAAAAUGCCCAAUACCACAGGCUGUGGCUUAUAAUUCUUGUCUCUUUUACAUUUCUGAAGCUUGUAAGUGUAAGGUACAGCAGCCUUGCUGAUUCAACAAAGACGUGCCACAUUCUGCCUUUGCUUUUCCCUUGACUUUUUUCUUUGUGUAAAUAGCUGUACAUGGCAAGGAAAGGGAUCAUUUCAUUGCUCUAGAAUGGAGGUUGCUACUUAGAAUCUGUGAAGUUUAACUUGCCAAAUGUUUUUCUUAAAAAAAAAUCCCAUCUUAUUUUAGAGAUUCCCGAUUCAGUUUAUUAGUCUGUUGGUGGAUGGAUUUCUUGCUUUGACCUUUAUUUAUGAAAAAGCAUGUUUUGAUGCAGCUUGAACUACUGUAUGUACCUCUUUGCAGUUACACACGACUAAUGUUUUAUUUUCAUGAGUUGAAACAGGUAAUUUGUGCUUUUGAAAAGCUUUGGAAUACAGAAUCAAAUUUCAUACCUUGAUAUAAAACUUAAAAUUUCUUAUCAAAAUGUGGUAGCAGAGAUUGAUGCGGUUAUCAGUGGCCAACAUAUUUGUGUUGCUUUUGUGAUGUAACUAUUUUUUUUUUUGUAAUUUCAAUCUAAUGUUUUGUCUAACACUAUAGUAUAUGGUUGUUUUACUGUUAUUGUAUUGCUGCUGUAUGGUCUUGUAACUGUCACGGUGUUAUUUGUUUUAUUA